Molecule: messenger RNA, 7767 nt
Organism: Thunnus maccoyii (southern bluefin tuna)
Lineage: Eukaryota; Metazoa; Chordata; Actinopteri; Scombriformes; Scombridae
Product: cAMP-specific 3',5'-cyclic phosphodiesterase 4D-like
Exons: 16
Coding region: 389-2734 (781 amino acids)
Biological process (GO): signal transduction
Cellular component (GO): nucleus; perinuclear region of cytoplasm; cytosol
Molecular function (GO): 3',5'-cyclic-AMP phosphodiesterase activity
Source: RefSeq, a predicted model, not a curated record
GUGUAUCUUCAGAGAGGAGACUUAGUUCAGCUCUGAAACUCCUCAAUCUGGAUUUGAAACGAACCUCGUCUUUAACUCUCCGCGUGCAGCUCUCCAAACCGCAUGAAACAGUAGCGCAUCGCUGAGGAAAUGACUCUUUAAAAACCCGCACUGCCUCGACACCCCUUCCCUUUUUCACUCUCUCCAUGUUUCGGACUGGAGGCAUGUUGCUGAAACACACCGAUGAGGGCUCUCCUCCGUCUGUCCGUGCGUCAAUGGAAACCCGGCGCGGUGUGAAGGGAGAGGAGAGAGCGCACAAGAGCCGAGGAGCAGCAGGGCACCCGGGGGACGAGGAAGACGAAGAUUAGCGGAGAACAAACCAGAAUAGGAGCCAAAAACAAUCACAAACAUGAGUUUACCGAAUAACUGUGUGUAUCUGGCCCCCUCGGUCCAGGAUCGCUACUUCAAGGUGCGCAACGGGAAUAUCUGCGGGUCUCCGUGCGCCGUCAACCGGCCCAUCGACAUCGUGCAGAAACGCAGGCGUUUUGAUGUGGAGAAUGGCCUGUCAGUGGGUCGCAGUCCACUGGACUCUCAGACUAGCCCGGGUUCUGGUCUGGUACUUCAGGCCAACUUCCCUCACAGUCAGCGCCGCGAGUCCUUCCUCUACCGCUCUGACUCAGACUUCGACCUUUCGCCCAAAACCAUGUCCCGCAACUCGUCCACUGCCAGCGACCUGGAGGAGGGAUUGAAGAAUUGGGAAGUCAAUUGGCUACCUCGGCAUGGAGAAGACAUGAUAGUGACUCCUUUUGCACAGGUUCUCGCCAGUCUACGAACGGUGAGAAGUAACUUUGCUGCUCUGACACAUCUGCAAGAUCGUGUGGGAAACAAACGGCCGUCAAGCAGCAACCAGCCGUCCAUGUGUAAGCCAUGUCUCUCAGAGGAGCCGUACCAGAAACUGGCGAUGGAGACACUGGAAGAGCUGGACUGGUGUUUGGACCAGCUGGAAACGCUGCAGACGAGAAACUCAGUCAGCGAGAUGGCAUCCAAUAAGUUUAAGAGGAUGCUGAACCGUGAACUGACGCAGCUGUCAGAGACCAGUCGCUCAGGGAACCAGGUGUCAGAGUUCAUCGCCAGCACAUUCUUAGAGAAACAACAUGAUGUGGAGAUCUUGUCGCCACCUGCGAAGGAGAAGGAGAAGAAGAAGAGGCCGAUGUCACAGAUCAGCGGGGUGAAAAAGGCCACACAGAGUCCCAGCCUCGCAUCCACCUGCAUCCCCCGCUUCGGAGUCAACACCCCGCAGGAGAGCAUGCUGGCCAAGGAGAUCGAGGACAUUAAUCGUUGGGGUCUGGAUAUAUUCAAGAUAGCAGAAUUUUCUGGAAACCGCCCUCUGAUGGUCAUCAUGUUCUCCAUCUUCCAGGAGCGUGACCUUUUAAAAACUUUUAAGAUCCCAAUCGACACCUUCAUCACCUUCAUGAUGACCUUGGAGGACCAUUACCAUGCUGACGUAGCUUAUCACAACAACAUCCAUGCAGCUGAUGUGGUGCAGUCCACCCAUGUGCUGCUGUCCACCCCCGCUCUAGAGGCCGUCUUCACAGACCUGGAGAUCAUGGCCGUUUUGUUCGCUAGUGCCAUCCAUGAUGUCGACCACCCAGGGGUCACUAAUCAAUUCCUAAUAAACACCAGUUCAGAGCUGGCGCUGAUGUACAACGAUGCCUCUGUGCUGGAGAACCACCACCUCGCUGUGGGAUUCAAGCUGCUCCAAGAGGAUAACUGUGACAUCUUCCAGAACCUCAGCAAGAAACAGAAAGAGUCCCUCCGCAAGAUGGUGAUCGACAUGGUGCUGGCCACAGAUAUGUCCAAACACAUGAACUUCUUGGCAGACAUGAAGACAAUGGUGGAGACCAAGAAGGUGACGAGUCUGGGAGUUCUGCUGCUCGACAACUACUCCGACCGCAUCCAGGUUCUGCAGAACAUGGUCCACUGCGCUGACCUGAGCAACCCGACCAAACCACUGGAGCUUUACCGGCAGUGGACGGACAGAAUCACGGUGGAGUUCUUCACACAGGGAGACAGAGAGCGAGACAAGGGCAUGGAGAUCAGUCCCAUGUGUGACAAGCACAAUGCCUCCAUAGAGAAGAACCAGGUCGGGUUCAUCGACUACAUUGUCCACCCUCUGUGGGAGACGUGGGCGGACUUGGUGCACCCCGAUGCCCAGGACAUCCUGGACACCCUGGAGGACAACAGGGAGUGGUACCAGAGCAUGAUCCCCCGCAGCCCCUCACCCUCCAGCCCCGAGGAGCUCCAUGCCGAGGUGGGGCCCGGAGGAGGAGCUGUGGGGACAGGAGGGUCCGUCCCUUCAGGUGGAGGAGGAGGAGGAGGAGGAGGAGGGGUUGGAGGAGGUGGUGGAGGAGGAGGAGACAAGUUCCAGUUUGAACUCACCCUGGAAGAAGAAGAGGAGGAUGAGGAGGAGGUGGAGUCUGACCUGGAGAGCCCCCUAGAGGAUGACCUCCAGUUGAGCGGGGAGCGACACCGGGACUCCUCCUCCUCCCCGUCUCUGUCUCCGAACCCCCGCAGCAGCAGCAGGUACCGGCCCCCCUCUCCUCACCCGUCGCGGACUCUGAGUCUGGCUGCCAUGUCGGUGCGGAGCCCCCAACCCCACAGGACACUGGCCUCCCCGGGGCGGGAGGGCACCGACAGGGACAGAGACCUGAGCAAGGAGGGCGACGGGGCUGCCUGCCUGCGUAUGGGCACGUAACAACCAGCACAACCUGCCCCGCCUGAGAGACAUGAGCGCUGGGUGUAGGGAGACGAAGGCAGGGCAGGCCUUUACCAAUAAAGUCUGUAAAAUCACCACAGUCCCUUUACACUGGAGAACCCUCUCUGGAGAACAGAGGGACGUUCCCCCUCUGUUUUAUUUUAUUUUUUUCAGCAAGAAGAAUCGUUUUAGCCUCUCUCUGAGCGCCUGAUAGGCGUUUGUGUCCUGUCCUGCUUUGUUGUAGCUUCAUUUGGGAGCAUCCCAGACAAAGACUUCUACAUUUUAACUGGGAAGAAGAGUUGAGCCGAGACAAGAACAAAAAGUUAAAGGAAAUGUCUUCCUCCAAAAUAACUGUUUGUGACAUUCGGACAUGAGCAGCAAAUGAGGAUUGCAGCGGUUCGACAGGGUCUUGGAAAUUAUUUUGCACCAUAGUUUUAAUUUAGGAUAUGAAAUUAUUGAGUCUGGUUGAAAGAAGUGAGUAUGAUGUCUUUGUUUAAGCCUUUUGAGAAUGAUGUGAGAGAUGAAUCAUUUUACCAAAUACAGGAUGCAGAUGUGCAGUGAGAAGAUCGAUGGACCUAAACCUCAGGGUAUGAAGAGAAACAUAGAUCUAAUGUAGCACCGAUGUAGUGGGUACCUCUGACCUGACCCCUGACCCCAAACCAACUGUCUUUCCUGUUUGAUUUACCUCCAAACCAGAGACAACUGAGACUUUGUUUAACCACUUUUGUCUCUACAUUUAAUUAAAACCCUUUAAUAGAAAAUUUGGCAACUGAAGCAAUCAAAUAAUAUAUAUUUAAACCAGCUUGUAGCACCACAGAGAUUGAACACUGAAGAAGACUGUGCCCAAGUCUCACCUGUUUAAAAUACAAAAGACACCACCUGUAUGAUUAGUUUGAGCCUUAUUUUUUUACCUAAGAUGAUUUUUAACGGUGUCGCUGUUUAAGGUUUUUGAUUUUUGAACAGUUCUUCGUUGUACAUUGGCUGGUUUUGUCUGUGUUUAUGUGCUUGAAAAGCAUUUUUUUUUUUUAUCAGGGUGCCUCCGGUCCGCAGUAGCACUUUACUGUCUCUGCCGUUUAGCUCUUCAGUUCAGUUACAAAGGGCUUCACCCACUGUAGGCCUACUGAUCACACAAACACAGUGCAGGACGUCUGACUCGAGGUACCAGGAGGCUGGGCAGGAAACUAACUGACUGACUGACUUUGAAUUUCACAAACGAGUGCAGCAUCUCAGCAGAGGAUGUGAUGAUUGAGCUACUGAUAUUUGAAAGAUAAGACUCCAUCUGGUUUUUGAGAAGCUUCAGAUACUGAAAAUUCUGCGAUAUUUGCACCUCAGUUUCCUGAGCAAAGAGUUUAAAGUUCAAAUGUUUUUCACUAAGAAAAUUACAUCAGUUUGCGGCACAAAGAAGAUCUGGAAAAGAGCUCUGUGCACACUGAUCGUUACCAAAUAAAGGUGUGAUCAGAUUUGUCAGUUUAAAAAGUAAUCCAGUAUGGCUGCACCUUCCUCUUUGAGGCAAAUUGAUAACUGCAGCGUUUUCUGAAAUGAUGUCGUUACUGCGCUGCAUCCUGCGAUGACUUCAGCCUUUCUGAAUCUACAAAAGUUCUACAAAGUCCAAAGAAUCUACACAGUUGUCGUCGUCAGAGUCUCGAUGCCUCUUUUUAAAUGCUCAUUGCAUCCUGUGCUGUUACAAUAAGGCUGGCAAUAUUUCAGAUUUUUAUUAUUGUCAACAAAUCUCAUGAAAAGACCGAAACCAAGAAGGUGUUUGUCCUUCUCUCAAUACUUUCCAGCUUCCUCAGCCUGUCUGUGGCUCUCAGCCCCAAAUCUUUCUUUAAAAAUGGGUACAAAUUAUAUACUUUUUUAUCCUAAGAAAAGGAUAAGCAAUUUCCUACGGCUGGUCUCUGUAGUUUUUAGCAAACAUUGCUCAAACAGGAGCAGUGGUGCAUUUGUUGGGGACUAUUUUCAGCUAUGGAUUUAGUGUUCUAGUGAAUAUUUACAACAGCAGGACAGUGGAUUGACUUAAACUGAAACAGUGUCUUCAUUCAUCGUUAUUUACUGAAGGAACAUGUCAUCCAGCGUAACAGUGUGGCUCACUGAUGUGGUUUUAAUAGUUUUUGGAGAAUAAUGAAUGUCUUUGGUGCAGAAAAAGAGGCUAUUUUAGACUUUUGCUACACAGACAAUACAGUACUUGUUAGAAAGAUCAGGUGAUCUUUUCAUGGGAUUUGUUGAGAAUAAGAAAAAUAUCCUUUAACCAGGCCUUGAUGUUAUGUGUUUGGUCUCACCUACAAUAUGAUGAGGGCAAAAUUUUUAUGUACUGACAGGAGCAUGAAGGCUUUGAGUGACACUGUUAAAUAGAUCUAGGAGCAGUUUAAUUAUGAAUAAACAGUUUGCUCUUCUUUGCUCAAAUCUUAAAAGAAUCUGAGCCUGAAUGUUCCUUUUCUACAAAGACUAGAACAAUUUAAAUUAAUAUUUUUACACAAAAGUAUUUUAAAUAAACAGAUUUUUGUUUUUUGUCCAAAGUCAGAAGGGAUCUCACUCUUCCAAAUAAGUCACCAGGUGUUAAUUUCCUGCCCGGCCGACUGGUACUGAUGUUGAGACCACAAGGAGCACAGUUUCAAAAGUUGCUGACAGAAAUGAAUCGCCUGUAGUUCAAACAUUACAGAUCGUGUCUCAUCAGGUUAUCAAGUCUCAUUUGGUAGAUCUAGUGCUCGACUGGGAUAACUGUGUGCCAUAAGUGUUGAAAACACACAAACACCUGCCAGCCUACGAUGCUGUACAUUUUUACACUAGAGAUUUUAACCAGAUGAUUGUAUCAAAGUCAUUGACUUUAUAGUGUUAGUUUUUACGAAUGAUAAAUGUUAACAGUAUUUAAAGCAGACAAUUUAUUAGAUUUUGUGCAAUUUAGGAGCCGUCUGUUCAGCCCUUUCCUAAUCAGAUAGCUGAGACUUGAGAAUGUGUGUAGUUUCAGGAGUUCAUGACUCUUUCUGUACCAAGUACAUGUUCAGUCUAGAUCAGUGUUUGUUGCCGUCACUGAGGUAGAAAGACCAGGAAGCAAGCAAGCACUACACAAGAUUUGAUGCACUUCCUGGUCAGACAGUAGUAGAAAACACUAGUCUUACAGUAUUUCAUUAACUCAGCUAGUAAGCUUUAUUGAUCAGCCUUACAUGUGAUAGAGGAGGUUGGAGUGUUAAAGGACCAGUGUGCUGUUUUUCACAUGCCGAGCCUCAGAACGUCAUUCGCUCACUUUUCCCUUGAGAUGUUUAAAAAUUCUUGACAGUUCUGGGAAACUGGAAAAGUGAGAAAACUGCUUAUUAUUUCCAGGCCUUAAAAAACACAUAAAGUAAUGUAUUAGUGCCAUCAGAAGAAACCCUUUUAUAUCCGAACUGCCAAAAGUUUUCACUGCUGGUUUUAGCUUGACAACAAUCAAUUUCUGAUUGUUCCAAAGAGUUUUGAAAGAGCGUCAACAGCCAAACAUCUAAGAAGCUUGUCGACAAUUAGAGGAGAAUGGAUCAUGUUUCUCUUGACAGCAGUAACAUUGUGUUCUGUCAAAGAACACGUAUUUUGAUCUGCUGUCAUCUCAAAGAACAACUAAGUGUUUGUUGUGAAGAUUAAUCAAAUAAUCAGCUACAGCUUAUUUUCAUGUUUUGUUCAUUGCAAGUUAUCUGUAGUUUCCAGUGUCAAAAUUCAUCACAGAUGACCUCAAAACUCUUUAAAACUCCACAUGAUGUAAACGCCACGAAAAUGUCAAAAGCUUCAGUCUUUUAGAUGGAGACAUCGAUUUCCUGACAUUAUUUCUAGUGCCAUCUUGUGGCCAAAAUGUCUGCUCUCAAACAAUAAAUAUUUCAGUCUAGUAGGCAGGUUGCUUUACUAAAAAGAUUCAUGCUUACAAGUGUGAACAAGAAUGUUGCUAAAUUUUCUUUAGCACCAGCCUGAUAUUACAGUAUGUGGUGUAACAUCACAGCUUAGAAGGGCUUUACACUUUUAGUCUUUUAAUAGAAAGCUGUUCUGUCAGUCAUCCAGACAGAUAUUUUGUGUUGUGUUGAGCUCUGGAUUUGUUUCAAUUCUGACUCGACACCCCCCCAAGUUAGUUUAAAUUUUACUAAUGUGUUCAAUAAGAUGGAAAAAGGAACUCAGACAUCAAGCCUUUGAAAUAUAUACAAUAUAUGUAUAAUGUAUGAAAUAUUAAGGCACUCUAGUUUAAAAAUCCUCUUGCUUCUUAAGAUUUGUUUGAACCAUCUGUUUUUUCCCCCAAAAUGUAGGUUUCUUUGGUACAAUUUAUUUAAAAAAAAAAAAAAAAGUGAGUUUAAGAGUAAAAAUCUUUGACAUUUUUAUCUAAACAAAAUUUGGUGCUUACCUCCGACUGCUAUAACACAUUAACUGUCUCAGUUAGUGUGUAAUAAACUGAAGCACUUUACCUAACUAGAGAAAAGUCAUUACAGAAAUGAACUGCAACAGAAAGUCUCACAGAAAUUAACAAAGUAAUUAGUCAAGCUCUCCUAAAAAAAUCACAUCAUUGAGGCGUUUUCAUCAUAUGGGAUUAUUUUACUUAAACAACUUUACUUUCAGAUGCAACAGCAGCACGUUCAGUUUGUAUCUCAGUGAUGAACGACGGUCUGAGGCGUCACUUCGGCACGUUAAAUUCAGUACUGCGGCUCCUUACAGGAGGACAUCAGUGCCAUACAGUGUUAAAUGUUGACGAGCAGGAAAGUCUCUGCUCUCGCUCUGUUAUUGUGUUGCGCUGAUGCUGCCACCAUUAAUGUUCAUGCCGUCUCGUUUUCUCAGCCUCUGUGUUGUGCAAACUUCUAUAAAGAUAUUUAUUCUUCAAACAUGUCUGUCGAGACAAAGUACUGUAAAAUAGGACAUUUUAAUUUUAUGUUCUGGAGCCUAAAAAUCAAGUAUACUUUACAAGUAUGUAUACAUCUGCCACUCCAAUGUUUUUGUCAAAGAAAACUAUUUUUGUUUCUCAUUUUAAGCCAAAAGAGUCUCGGGAGUUCAGGGUGUUUUAAGUGGAAAAUGCCAAUAAAUUAUUUGGAAAUUUA